ACCGUGGAGAGGGUGACGGUCAUUUUCCAUGAUGCUCUGCAGUUUGUGCAGCGUCCUCCUGUUUUACACCACCUCCAAAAGAACCGAGCUCCACCCCCCAGAACUGAGCCAGCCUUCCCGAUGAGCUAAGUGACGUGAGAUGAGCUCUCAGGUGUAGAGAGCACAGACGCAGCUGUUCAAAGUUUCAAAACAUGGCUCUGCGUCUGUUCGAGGGGAAAGAUCAUGCAGCUGCUUACCUGCAGUACAGAGUUUCACCCCAUGAGCUAAUCUGCAGGAUCAUGGACUACAUGGAGACAAAGAUGCCAAAACAGUUCGACCUUGCAGUGGAUGUUGGCUGCGGUUCAGGGCAAGGAACGAUCCUGUUGGCUCCGUACUUCACCAAGGUUGUCGGAACAGACGUCAGCCCCGCCCAGCUGAAGAUGGCGGUGGCCAAUAGCAUCCCUCCAAAUGUAUCGUACAGACAGUGUUCAGCAGAAGAGCUACCGUUUGCCUCUGGUGGAGUCGACCUUGUGACAGCUAUGACGGCGGCUCACUGGUUCGACCGCCAGAAGUUCCUCCUUGAAGCCGACAGGGUGCUGAGGCCUGGAGGCUGCCUGGCUCUCCUGAGCUACUCCAUGGACAUGGAGCUGGAGUAUGGGGACGUCUCCAACGCGCUCAACGACAUCUGUAAAGAGUUUUACGCUGCCCUGCUUCCUUACCGAAAUCCCUACCUAGGAUCGAGCUCUGUGAAGAUCUACUUGGACAUGUUUGACUCCUGUCCAUACCCGGACAAAGAGUGGAAUGAGUGUCUCCGUGUAAAAAGGAUCACGCCACUCAACGGGUACAUCGGCAUGGUGGAGACUUUCUCCAGCUUCCAGAUACUGCAACAAAAGGACCCCGUUGAGGCUGAACGUCUUUCUAAUGAAGCCAGGAACAAGUUGAUGUCUGCCAUGAAGGUGUCUUCUCCGGACGCCGAGGUCACAGUGGUUGUCAAGUAUUUCUAUUGGCUGGCGUGCAAACCUUGACGAUUCUGACUGACUCCGGUGGUUCC
Molecule: messenger RNA, 1030 nt
Organism: Larimichthys crocea (large yellow croaker)
Lineage: Eukaryota; Metazoa; Chordata; Actinopteri; Sciaenidae
Product: putative methyltransferase DDB_G0268948
Exons: 7
Coding region: 192-1004 (270 amino acids)
Molecular function (GO): S-adenosylmethionine-dependent methyltransferase activity
Source: RefSeq, a predicted model, not a curated record